Molecule: messenger RNA, 582 nt
Organism: Scophthalmus maximus (turbot)
Lineage: Eukaryota; Metazoa; Chordata; Actinopteri; Pleuronectiformes; Scophthalmidae
Product: high choriolytic enzyme 1-like
Exons: 6
Coding region: 1-582 (193 amino acids)
Biological process (GO): proteolysis
Molecular function (GO): metalloendopeptidase activity
Source: RefSeq, a predicted model, not a curated record
AUGGUGAUGGACAGCAGCGGCGGCGGCGUGGCCGAGGCGGUGAGGGGCGCGAGUGGUGACGAUAACAGCGACGCUGAAGGAGACCCGACUGUCACAGAGCAGCUGGAGAAAGCCAACGAGAAUCUCAGGCCCGACCGGGACGGUAUCCAGAUCAUUGGGGACAUCGCCGUGUCUCGCCUGCCCAACCUGAGGAACGCCGACCCCUGCGUCCACCGUGGAUUCAUGUGGCCCAAAUCCCAUGACGGCAAGGUUUACGUUCCCUAUGUCAUCGCUAAUACUUCCUGUAAGUACCCCCAUAGAUGCUACUCCUACGUGGGUCGCCAGGGUAAUGGCCAGGCCGUGUCUCUGAGCCAGCAUCUGAAUGCUUCUUCCACUGCUGCAGGUCAGGAGCACAACUUCAGAAAGAUCAACACCCCGUAUGACUACAACUCCAUCGUGCACUAUGGCAGGCUGGCUUUCUCCAAAGACAACUACCACCCCACCAUUGCGGCUGUUCCCGACGCCAGUGCUGUGUUCGGCACGGCCAGGCAGAGGAGCCAGAACGACCUCGACCGCAUCAACCUGCUGUACUGCGCCAACUAG